UAAAUAAAUAAAAAUGUAAUUGAUAUUCUGUGAAUAACAUUUUUUUCGAUUAUAUGUAUCAAGAAAUGUAUUUUGAAGUUUGAUAUUUUGUAACUUUGAUUGGUUCACAUAUGUAUAUAACCAAUUGGUGUCGUAUCUGGUUAUGCAAAGAAAAAGAAAAUUAAGGACUAAAAUCUUGACAUAAGCCGACGUUUGAAUAAUCAGUACUGUUCGUAGUACUUAAGAAAGAAAUGCGGGUUGGAAAUUUGGUGAACCAAAAAGCAUAUUUAUGUCGGAUUUAUGGUACAUAUAAAGCGAUAUGGACUGAAUAUGAAUUGCAUAAAAUGUAAACGAUUUAUUUAAUUCGAACGAUGUAAGGAGGAAAUGAUGUAAAAGAUAUAAUUAUGAUUGGUUGCUACUAAAUUAUAGUCUGAAUAAAUUAUUACACAAAGUAUUAAUAUGAGUAACGUUGCUUCACAAAAUAUCUCACUAAGAUCAUUAUUAACACUUAAUAACAAUGAUUGUAAAGAAUUUGUUUGUGGAUGGGGUGCUGCAGUAAUUAAUGUAUCUAUUACUUUUCCUAUUAAUAAGAUUAUAUUUAGACAGAUUUUAGAAGAUGUUCCAGCCAAUACUGCGUUUCGUCAGAUAUCUAAAGAGGGAAUAAGAUUACUAUACCGUGGGAUCUUACCACCCUUUUGUCAGAAAACUCUUUCGGUUAGUGUAAUGUUUAGUAUGUAUGAAGGUUGUAAAGAACGUCUGUGCACAUUAACAAAUAAUGAUAUAUUAAGUAGAAUAAUAGCAGCGCAUUUUGCUGGUACUGUUGAGGCUAUACUUAUGCCCCUUGAAAGAGUACAAACAUUGCUCCAGGAUUGGCGGUAUCAUGAUAAAUUUAAAAAUACUUCGCAUGCAUUUAAAUAUUUAUUAAAAAAUUAUGGUAUAUCAGAAUGUUAUCGUGGGUUAGUACCAAUUAUAUACAGAAAUAGUUGUUCCAAUCUCAUGUUCUUUAUUCUCAAAGAACAAUCAAAAAGAUACAUUGGUGAACAAGAGUCAUUAUUUACAAGUUUUAUUAAUGGUGCUUUAAUAGGUGGUUUCACAAGUACUGUAUUUUAUCCUAUAAAUGUAAUAAAAAUACAUAUGCAGUCAAAAAUAGGUGGUAAUUUUGAGAAAUUUAUGACAGUUAUUCGUGAAGUAUAUAUCGCAAGAGAUAGAAGAGUAAUAUCAUUUUACAAAGGUGUGCAUUUAAAUUGUAUGCGAUCAUUUAUAAGUUGGGGAGUUAUAAAUGCAUCUUAUGAUUUUCUAAAAACAAUCAUGUUUUCAUAAUAAAUUUAUGUGAAAAGUAUUUAAAGAGAAAUGCUUAUAUGUUGUUUAAUGCGUAAUUUCGCAGAUAGUAUUUUUUGAUUAAAUCUGUUAAUUGCAAUUUUUUCUUACAAUAAAACAGUGUGCAGGAGAAAUAAAAUUUUUGCUAUUGUUAUAAAAAUGUGAAAUAAUUUUUUAUCUUAACAGAUGAAAGCAAAUUAUAAUUAAUAAACUAAUUAUAUAAAGUAACUUGUAUAAAGAAAAUAUAAGUUAUAAAGGAAGUUGUGUAGAUUAAUUUUCUUAUUCAUUGUUAAUAAAAAAUGAACGCUCUUCUGUUUAAUCAUGCAUUGAUAAAUAAAACCUCAAUAGCACAAUAAACGGCGGAGAAAUUUGCAUUAUAUAUAUUCUUUAGAUAUGUUUCGAUGUAACUGUGUAUUAUUCUACUGUUAGAAUACUUAUACCUUAAUAAAAAUUUUAUAUUUUCUAUGCUG
Molecule: messenger RNA, 1766 nt
Organism: Bombus pyrosoma
Lineage: Eukaryota; Metazoa; Arthropoda; Insecta; Hymenoptera; Apidae
Product: mitochondrial nicotinamide adenine dinucleotide transporter SLC25A51
Exons: 3
Coding region: 439-1299 (286 amino acids)
Source: RefSeq, a predicted model, not a curated record